AUGUCUAGCAGUAAAGGAAUAACUGAGGACGAAUGUUACCGAAUUUUAUUUGAAGAAAUAUCUUCUAGUGACAGCAGUGUUGACAGUGAUGGUAGUGAUGGAAAUGACCCCACCACAUUCACGACAAGCUGUGCAAGUUCUAGUCUUGUGUGCAAUCGUGUGGUUCUAAAUUUAAGCAGUUCUCUUCAUGGAAAGAAUCAUGUUAUUUUCAUGGACAAUUAUUUUACAUCAUAUGAUCUCUUCAAGGACCUAAAAUCCAAUGGUGUGUACGCUUGUGGAACAAUAAAUCCCAGAAUGAAAAACAUACCAAAACUCAAGGAGGAAAAGGAACUGGAAAGAGGGAAAUUCGAUUACAAAAUAAGCAAUGAUGGCAUAGUAAUCUAUAGAUGGAAAGAUAACAGGGCAGUCAACUUGAUUUCAACAUGUAAUUCACCAUCAGAUGUGUCCACACUAACUCGAAAAAUGAAAGAUGGAACAAUAACCAAUAUCACUUGUCGAAUUGUAUUGAGAGACUACAAUUCCAGUAUGAACUAUGUGGAUAAUUUUGAUCGACUAAAGUCAGACUAUGCUAUUGAAAGAAAAAGCAAGAAAUGGUGGAUGAGAUUGUUUCUUCACUUUUUAGACUGCAGUGUGACAGACGCGUCCAUUAUGCACAAAGAAAUCGAAAUGGAGCAGUUCUCCAAUAAAGACUUCCGUCGAGAGGUGUACAAAAUCUUGUUGGCUCCGAAAAUAGUUUCAGUGACAGCUAAUUUUGCUUCUGUGUCCCAAAGUAGUAUAGCAACCUAG
Molecule: messenger RNA, 786 nt
Organism: Schistocerca americana (American grasshopper)
Lineage: Eukaryota; Metazoa; Arthropoda; Insecta; Orthoptera; Acrididae
Product: piggyBac transposable element-derived protein 3-like
Exons: 1
Coding region: 1-786 (261 amino acids)
Source: RefSeq, a predicted model, not a curated record